Molecule: messenger RNA, 2869 nt
Organism: Tupaia belangeri chinensis (Chinese tree shrew)
Lineage: Eukaryota; Metazoa; Chordata; Mammalia; Scandentia; Tupaiidae
Gene: AKT2
Product: AKT serine/threonine kinase 2
Exons: 12
Coding region: 101-1360 (419 amino acids)
Biological process (GO): protein phosphorylation
Molecular function (GO): protein serine/threonine kinase activity; ATP binding
Source: RefSeq, a predicted model, not a curated record
GAAGAGUGAUGGCUCCUUUAUCGGGUAUAAGGAGAGGCCCGAGGCCCCUGAUCAGACCUUACCUCCCUUAAACAACUUCUCUGUGGCAGAAUGCCAGCUGAUGAAGACUGAGAGGCCACGGCCCAACACCUUUGUCAUACGCUGCCUGCAGUGGACCACAGUCAUCGAGAGGACCUUCCACGUAGACUCUCCAGACGAGAGGGAAGAGUGGAUGCGGGCCAUCCAGAUGGUUGCCAACAGCCUCAAGCAACGGGGCCGAGGUGAGGACCCCAUGGACUACAAGUGUGGCUCUCCCAGUGACUCCUCUGCAGCUGAGGAGAUGGAAGUGGCAGUCAGCAAGGCACGGGCCAAAGUGACCAUGAAUGACUUCGACUAUCUCAAACUCCUUGGCAAGGGCACUUUUGGCAAAGUCAUCCUGGUGCGGGAGAAGGCCACUGGCCGCUACUAUGCUAUGAAGAUCCUGCGGAAGGAAGUUAUUAUUGCCAAGGAUGAAGUUGCUCACACGGUCACCGAGAGCCGUGUCCUCCAGAACACCAGGCACCCAUUCCUCACUGCACUGAAGUAUGCCUUCCAGACCCAUGACCGCCUGUGCUUUGUGAUGGAGUAUGCUAAUGGUGGUGAGCUAUUCUUCCACUUGUCCCGGGAGCGCGUCUUCACCGAGGAGCGGGCACGGUUUUAUGGUGCAGAGAUCGUCUCAGCUCUGGAGUACUUGCACUCCCGGGACGUGGUGUACCGUGACAUCAAGCUGGAAAACCUCAUGCUGGACAAAGACGGCCACAUCAAGAUCACCGACUUCGGCUUGUGCAAAGAGGGCAUCAGUGAUGGGGCCACCAUGAAAACCUUCUGUGGGACCCCGGAGUAUCUGGCACCUGAGGUGCUGGAGGACAACGACUAUGGCCGGGCUGUGGACUGGUGGGGGCUGGGUGUGGUCAUGUACGAGAUGAUGUGCGGCCGUUUGCCCUUCUACAACCAGGACCAUGAGCGCCUCUUUGAGCUCAUCCUUAUGGAGGAGAUCCGCUUCCCACGCACACUCAGCCCCGAGGCCAAGUCCCUGCUUGCUGGACUGCUUAAGAAGGACCCUAAGCAGAGGCUUGGUGGCGGGCCCAGUGAUGCCAAGGAAGUCAUGGAGCAUCGGUUCUUCCUCAGUAUCAACUGGCAGGAUGUGGUACAGAAGAAGCUUCUGCCACCCUUCAAACCUCAGGUCACAUCUGAGGUCGACACAAGGUACUUCGAUGAUGAAUUCACUGCCCAGUCCAUCACAAUCACGCCCCCUGACCGCUAUGACAGCCUGGGCUCACUCGAGCUGGAUCAGCGGACCCACUUCCCCCAGUUCUCCUACUCGGCCAGCAUCCGCGAGUGAGCAGUCUGCCGCCACCACCGGACACACACAUGGCCACCAUCCACCACCUGGCUGGCUUUUUCUUUUUAAAACUUUUUAUUUUGCCUAUUUUGUUUGUGUCCCCAUUCCUCACCUCCUUGCCCCUGUGCAGCUCCUCCUUCAGAUCUCUUCCAACUCACCUCUGCGAUCCCAGCGGCUGCUGCCUCCAGCCUCACCUUCAUGCCCAGACUGGUAUCUGGGAGAUGCUCCCUUCUGCCCAGGAUGGGCUGUGGGGCAGAUGGAGAUCCAGGUUCUCAGUCAGCACCAGCUCCGGGAGGGAUGAGGUGUGGAGUGGGGGCCUGCCUGGACUUCUGGCCAGGUUGCCAUGCAGGCCACCUGCCUCCCCACUGCUGCUUCCAGAUAGAGGCUGCCUUCGGUGGACGCUAUACCCAGUGCACAGUGCCCGGGGGCUACUCUCCAUGCCCUGGAACAGGGCGUCCAAUUCCCCGCCCCACUAUGGGGGCAUAAAGCAAUAAUGUCAAGGGACAGGUAGAGGCCUUUGGGAGCUGUGGGGUGGUGGUGGUCAGGGCUCCCUCCAGUAUGUAGCCAGGUCCUUGGAUUGACAUUAUGGGGUCUGACAGGUGGGCACUGCCCUGAUCCUGCUGCUCCCUCUCCUGCCCAGAGCUGUUCACCUAACCCUGUGGAUGAGGCAGGAGAAACAUUUGGGGCCAGCCUGCCUGCCACCCGCAGCCCCGUGCCUUACCAGGGCUUCCUUCCAGCUGGCCUUACCUCCCGCUGGACCCCGGACCUGGCCCUGGCCCCAUCAGAGGUGGGGUUGGGAUCACCCUCUUCUCCCUUUCCUGGGGUGAAGUGGUGCCAGCCUUGGCUGUUACACAUCUCGCACCGAGACAGUAUUGGGCCCUGUGGACUUGGGUUGGGGAAGGGCGGGGUGGGUGUCUCUGGUAUGUAUUGGGGUGGGGAGCCUCUGAGAAGGGAGGCUCCCAGGCCAUCUUACCCCCUUCCCUGUCUAGGGCCCCACUGCAGCCUUAAAAGUGAACAUGAGUGUGAGUCUGUGUGCUAUGGGCACGUGUGUGUGCUUUGGACUGUGUGUCAACAGGCAUCUUGGUGCUGCUGGGAUGCAGAUGCACGUGAGUGUAUGUGUGCCUGCAUGUCAGGUGUGUGUGUGAGUGUGUAUAGUGUAUGUGUGCUUGGGCCCCUAUCGCAGGCCUGAGCGUUUCAUCUGGUGAGGGAGAGUGCUGAGUUGGUGGGAGGAGCCCUGCCUGGGGUCCACUUUUCCUGCCCACGACUCCCUUUCCCUCUUCCCAGCAUCUUUGGGUAUUUGGAAAUUGUUUUUUGUGGUUUUAAUCUCCUCCAUCUACACCUCCCAUACUAGGCAGUUUAUAGAAAGGCAUAGGGGGUGGAGUGGGGUCUUUUUCCUUACUGUGUGUGUAUGUUGUUUAUCUGACACUUCUCCCCAUCCCAUCCCCACUGGCCUUUCCCUAGUCCUCGUAUUUGUACGGUACAAGCAAUAAAGACACUUUUCAGACCAGG